Messenger RNA from Brassica oleracea var. oleracea, 611 nucleotides. RefSeq lists its product as uncharacterized. The record is from RefSeq and is a predicted model, not a curated record. Lineage: Eukaryota; Viridiplantae; Streptophyta; Magnoliopsida; Brassicales; Brassicaceae. The transcript is spliced from 2 exons. The coding region runs from base 94 to 456 and encodes 120 amino acids.
AGACAAUAUAAUAAACAAAAUCCUACGCUGAAAUCAAAAACCCCUCUUGUCCCUCAAAAACCUAAUUUCUUGCAUCUCCUUGAGCGCAAAACAAUGGCGAAAUCUAUGAGAUGCAAGAGGGUGAAGAGAUUGAGAGCUAUAAGAAGAGAAAUAGUGGAGAAGGAAGCAUUCACCCUAACGAGAGACGACGCCAAAUCCGCCGCCAUCGAAGCCGCACUCGCCGCCCCCAAGUUACCGGUUCGUCAACCACCACCUUCUCCGUUCAUGGAAGUUGUCUCGUCUACCACCGAGUCCGCCUCUGCCUCCGGUACUAUAGCUAACGAUUCCGAUGUGGAAAUGGAUGGUGAGAAGCAUAACAAGUCUCUAAAACCCAUCGGGAGGAAGCUGAAGAAGAAGUUUAAGAUGGGGAUGAAGAAUCGUCGCAGCAAGGGUUUCCUUCGAGGCAAGCGUGUCUAAGUUCCUCCCAAGUUUUGGUUUUACUCUGUUUCACCUCUCGUAGCCAAGUCUUGUUUUGUACUGUUAUUUUUUUUUUGGCGAGCUUCAGUAUAUAGAGAACAUACGAACAUGAUCUUGAACCGAAAGUCUGAAUCUGAUUAUGUUUCACUUCUUCA